Molecule: messenger RNA, 966 nt
Organism: Protopolystoma xenopodis
Lineage: Eukaryota; Metazoa; Platyhelminthes; Monogenea; Polystomatidea; Polystomatidae
Source: the annotation of a GenBank genome assembly
AUGUCAUUUGAACGAGGCUUUGUAGCCGAAUCUCAAACCGAUUCCAUUCUUCCUCGAUACAAGUCACCAAUUAUCCAAAUCAACUAUAAAGAUGCCCUAUUGGCGCCCGAUGAUGUACCGAAAAUCUUCUGCCCGCCAGUUCACCUCCCAGGUUGCACUGAGGCUAAUGGGAAAGGGGGUUUCACCAUUCUUGCCGGUGAACAGGGCUUGACUGUCGAACUUGCUGACUCCAAAUCGGGAAUCGGUUGUUCUGCUCAGCAGUCGAAACCGAUGCUCACUACUCAAAAGGAGCCAGCAUGCACAGCCGGGAAGCGUGACGCCGGCGUCUACGAACCACUUGCAUUGGACCGAAUCGGACCAAACUCCGUCUUGUCACCAUGGGCAGCCGAGCCUCAGCAGUCCUCGACUAGAAGAGAUGAAAGGGUAUCAUCGAAAGAUGCCACACCUCGGGCACCAGACAAUAAACGAUGCGUCAGCAGUUCUUCUUCUUCAACGCCAGCAUCAGCAACGCCAUUAGUGGCCGAGUUAGACGGACCGUUUGAUCCACCCUGUCAGUUCAGUGAAAGAGACACUUUGGUCCGAAUCUACUAUCGAGCCUCAUUGCUUACCUCGCAGUUUCUCGGGCUGCCGCUAGCCAAAGCUGUUGUGUUGCCUUGGUGCGGAGAGACGUCUUCGUAUCCUAGACACAAGGUGGCCACAACUGCAGUCGUCACACCAGCUGCCAACACAACAGCAAUCUCCAUUCCCUCGGCAACCCAGGUCCGAAUGGCAAAGACAAGUCUGAGUCUGUCCACUCAAGCCUCCUUGAACCGUCCCGGGGAGGGGGAGUUGAUUAAAGUUGGGCAUAUUCAAGCGGAAGAGACAAGAGACGGUGCUACCAAAGCCAUAUCUGAAACAGACGGAAAUAGGCGGCUGGAUUGUCAUCGCAUUUUGGAGAACGAUAUGUACGUCAAUAUAGACAGGUAA